Molecule: messenger RNA, 1444 nt
Organism: Camelina sativa (false flax)
Lineage: Eukaryota; Viridiplantae; Streptophyta; Magnoliopsida; Brassicales; Brassicaceae
Cellular component (GO): membrane
Source: RefSeq, a predicted model, not a curated record
ACAAGCAUGUGAUACUGUGAUUGAUGCUAUUUUCGUUAAUCACACUCAAAACACUAACCCCAACAAAUUAAAAAACAGAUUCAAACAAUUCUUCUUGCCUUCUCCAGAAGAAACCAAAUUCAAUCAAAUCCUCUUUUCUUCUUCCUUCCUUCAUCUCCACACCAAAUCCCCAAAAUCCAAAUCCCAAAUUCGAUCUCAUCAAAAUGGAAGAAGUUGAAGAACAAGUUAAAAAAAUCAUAGAUGAGGUCAAAGAGCUUCACGAUUCAUCCGCUUCUUUCAUUUCACGUUCCUCUCAACAAGAGCUUUCUCUCCGUCAACAAGCCUCCUUCGUCGAUUCAUCCAUCCGUCGUCUCCACUCCUCACUCCUCUCCAACAAAAACCUCGACCCUAAACUCGUCGACAAGCUUGAAGAGGAUCUGCAUCGUGCUCGUUGCAUGCUUGUUGAUGGAGAAACGUCUUCAUUUCUCCCAUCCAAACCUCAAGGAAGGUUUGUGAGAAUGUUUUUGGGACCUGUGAAUGUUAGAGCUUUGCGUAAAGAUGUUCAGCUUAAAGUUAAAGAAGAAUACAAUAGCUACAGAGACAGGACUGCUCUUCUUUUUCUUUUUUUCCCUGCAACACUUUUAAUCCUUAGAUCUUAUUAUUGGGGUGGUUGUUUGCCUGCGUUUCCUGUCCAGCUUUACGAGGCGUGGCUGUUGUUUCUAUAUGCUGGGUUGGCUAUGCGAGAGAACAUAUUAAGAGUCAAUGGGAGUGAUAUUCGUCCAUGGUGGCUAUAUCAUCACUAUUGUGCCAUGCUUAUGGCCCUUGUCAGCCUCACAUGGGAAAUCAAAGGUCAACCUAACUGUGUCCAGAAACAAAGAGGAGUCCAUCUCUUCCUUCAAUGGGCUAUGAUGCAAGGUGUCGCCAUGCUUCUGCAAAACAGAUACCAACGCCAAAGACUAUACACUCGCAUUGCUUUAGGAAAGGCUAAGAGAAUGGAUGUCGUAUGGGGAGAAACAGCUGGCGUUGAUGGACAACUAUGGCUGUUAUGUCCUAUACUUUUCCUUUUACAGGUGUUUGAAGCAUACGUUGGACUGCAGUUGCUAAGAAAAACAGUAACUGGAGUUGUUACUGAAUGGCAGGUGAUGGUGUGUGGCAUUCUUCUGGUAGUGAUGGCAGUUGGGAACUUCAUAAACACAGUAGAGACACUGAUGGCAAAGUCAAGGGUUAAGGCAAAGAUGAAGAGAAGUAAAAGCAAAGCAGAGCUUAAUUAGAACUUCACAGGUCUCAUCUGUUCAAAUCAGUCUUUUCUCUUUUUUGCAAUUCAUAUUUGUUUUUUUUUUUGUUUUCUUAGGCCACAAAAGUCACAUCCUGCGAUCUGAAUACUAAAGAACAUCCUUUUUUCUGUGUAUAUGGAAGUGGCAGUUGAUAUUUUUGAUAAUUUAUGUUUGUAUUCUUACAAUUUCAA